GCACGAGGAGGGCGGAGGCGCGGAGAGGGGAGGGAGGAGCUGCCGCGCGCCCGCCACUGCCGCUCGGCUCCACACAGCCGGCGCAGCCCAGCCACGAGACUCUGACAGCCAAGCGGCCCGCGCAGCUCCGGCGCACAGGGACGGACGGACCGCGGCGGUGGCGAAGGCGGACGCGAGGACAGCGGCCCGGCGCCAAGUGCAGGAGGCGCGCGGGUCCGGCGGCGCGCAGAGGUCUCCUCUGAAGCAGCUGGGAACUCAGAAGGCCUCACUACCCCUGAGGAGUAGGCCAGCCAGGAGAGCAGUAAGGGAUGGCAUGAAGCCCACCAGGGCCUGAGGAGUGAGCACAAUCUGCAGCUCGUUGGACCUGGAGCCUCCAAGUCGGGAGACUACCACCGGGGAGACUCACGAAGAAUUGAUACUUCGGCCCCAAGUGACAUGUACACGGUGUAAUGACAGGAAAUGAGCAGGUUUGCAGAAAAACUGCUGGCCUGAAAUUUAAGAAGAAGGCGUCGUUGCUUUUUUGGAAACCAAGGCCCCCUGGGAGGAGGCGCGCACUAAGUCUACCACCUGGGGACAGAAGAGUUUGUCAAGUGCUUUCUGCAGGGCUCUGGCUGAGAACAUGGCCAAUGGCAUUGACGAGCUGAUUGGCAUUCCCUUCCCCAACCACAGCAGCGAGGUCCUGUGCAGCCUGAACGAGCAGCGGCAUGACGGGCUGCUCUGCGACGUGCUCCUGGUGGUGCAGGAGCAGGAGUACCGCACCCACCGCUCCGUCCUGGCCGCCUGCAGCAAGUACUUCAAGAAGCUCUUCACAGCCGGCACCUUAGCCAGCCAGCCCUACGUCUACGAGAUCGACUUCGUCCAGCCCGAGGCGCUGGCCGCCAUCCUGGAGUUUGCCUACACCUCCACGCUCACCAUCACGGCCUCCAACGUCAAGCACAUCCUCAACGCCGCCAGGAUGCUGGAGAUCCAGUGCAUCGUGAACGUGUGCCUGGAGAUCAUGGAGCCCGGGGGAGACGGGGGGGAGGAGGAUGACAAAGAGGACGACGAUGAUGACGAAGAUGACGACGAUGAGGAGGACGAAGAGGAGGAGGAGGAGGAAGAGGAGGAGGACGAGGACGAUGACACGGAGGAUUUUGCUGAUCAAGAAAACUUGCCUGACCCCCAGGACAUCAACUGCCACCAAAGCCCUUCCAAGACGGACCACCUCUCGGAGAAGGCCUAUUCAGACGCACCCAGGGACUUCCCCGAUUCCUUCCGGGCCGGCAGCCCUGGCCACCUGGGUGUGAUCCGGGACUUCUCCAUUGAAUCUCUGCUGAGGGAGAACCUGUACCCCAAAGCCAACAUCCCCGACAGGAGAGCCUCCUUAUCUCCGUUCGCCCCGGACUUCUUUCCACACCUCUGGUCAGGGGACUUUGGUGCCUUCGCCCAGCUGCCCGAGCAGCCCAUGGACAGUGGGCCCCUAGACCUGGUCAUCAAGAACCGCAAGAUCAAGGAGGAGGAGAAGGGGGAGCUGCCCCCACCUCCGCCGCCGCCCUUCCCCAGCGACUUCUUCAAGGCCAUGUUCCCAGACCUUCCCGGGGGGCCGCUGGGCCCCAUCAAGGCAGAGGAUGACUACGGUGCCUAUCUCAACUUCCUGAGCGCCACCCGCCUAGGGGGCCUCUUCCCGCCCUGGCCGCUGGUGGAGGAGCGCAAGCUGAAGCCCAAGGCCUCUCAGCAAUGCCCCAUCUGCCACAAAGUCAUCAUGGGGGCUGGGAAGCUGCCACGGCACAUGAGGACCCACACCGGGGAGAAGCCAUACAUGUGCAACAUCUGCGAGGUCCGCUUCACCAGGCAGGACAAGCUGAAGAUCCACAUGAGGAAGCACACGGGGGAGCGGCCCUACCUGUGCAUCCACUGCAACGCCAAGUUCGUGCACAACUACGACCUCAAGAACCACAUGCGCAUCCACACGGGCGUGCGGCCCUACCAGUGUGAGUUCUGCUACAAGAGCUUCACGCGCUCCGACCACCUGCACCGCCACAUCAAGCGCCAGAGUUGCCGCAUGGCCCGGCCCCGGCGCGGCCGCAAGCCCGCCGCCUGGAGGGCCGCCAGCCUGCUCUUUGGGCCCGGCGGCCCGGCCCCGGAGAAGGCGGCCUUCGUGAUGCCCCCCGCGCUGGGUGACGUGGGCGGCCACCUGGGCGGGGCCGCCGUGUGCCUCCCGGGCCCCAGCCCCGCCAAGCACUUCCUGGCGGCGCCCAAGGGCGCGCUGAGCCUGCAGGAGCUGGAGCGGCAGUUCGAGGAGACGCAGAUGAAGCUGUUCGGGCGCGCGCAGCUCGAGGCCGAGCGGAACGCGGGGGGCCUCUUGGCCUUCGCGCUGGCCGAGAACGUGGCCGCCGCGCGUCCCUACUUCCCGCUGCCCGACCCGUGGGCCGCGGGCCUGGCCGGCCUCCCCGGGCUCGCCGGCCUCAACCACGUGGCCUCCAUGUCUGAAGCCAACAACUAGGCUGAUCCUCAUCAACCCCAGUCCUGCUUCCCCGUCCCCUCCCAGGCCCACCUGCCCCAUCCAGUGGGUCUGAACUUUUUAUUUCAAAAGGAAAAAGGAAAAAAAUAGCAGCCGCAGUGGUAUUUUCUGGCCCUCCUGAGGCAGCCGCCUCCCCUUUGCUGGUGUCUGAGAUGGGCAUCUCCUCCCAAAAGGCCUGGCCUCUCUCUGGCUGUCUCUCUGCUUUCACACAGAAACUCACAGGGGCCCAUGCCAAAGGGGAGGUCCCAGGCCAGGUGUCCAGAAGCACUUUGGAGCUGUGUGGGGCUAGACGGAGGGAGGUGGCUUGGCCAGAGGCAGACUGGAUGGAGCAGGGAUGAAGGUAGGGUCCUGAGAUACACAUCCUGAGCCCCACCACUCUAAGGCAGAGUCCCUGCUGACACUGUUCCGAUGGGCCAUUUUUCCCAUCUCCAGUGGUCCUGGGAUCCUUAGGGGAAGUGCCCUAUUGGCAGGGAGGCCUCCCGGCGUCAGGAGGGGGUCUCCUGGGGUCCGGGCCCAUUUUUCCCUCCCUGUCCUGUGACCGCGGACAGGUCAGCCGUCUGUACCCCAGUUUCACCCUGCUGUGAAAGGGGGCUGGUAAUUUUGUUUCCCCCUCCCAUCCAUCCACCGACACACUCAUCCAUGCCCAGCCCUCCAGAGAGAAGCCUUGAGAGAGCAGGAGCUUUGCAGUCUUAACGUCCCUGGUGACACUGUUUCACUGGACUUAGUUUUAUCACGUCCACCUCUACGCUGGCACAGGUGAGAAAUGUGGCCAAACUAGACAGGCUAACAGAGGAAGAGGGCUGGGGUGGGCUUGUCCACCGCCCCCAGGCAGCUUUGGGGAACUCUAAAUCCUACCCUCCCUUCUGGGCAGGCCACUGUGCGCAUCCGGGGGCUACCAUCUCGCAUUGCAUUGUCCCCACCUCUGCGUGGUCCCUCCAAUGCCAUAAGGAGCCUUUCAGGACUCCGAGAGCCAACACAGAAGGAAUGGGGGCCUCCCUCCUCUUAACACCUGGCAGCUGCCCCUCUCCACCUGAUUCCCGGAAACAGACAAAAUGCCUAGUUACCCAGGUGUGUGUUUGCUUUUCAGUUGGGGGCUUCUCAGGACUUUGGCAUUGCUUUGUUUGAACACCCUCAACCCCUCCGUGGUCCCCCAGGGAGGAAGCCAGCUGUCCGGUGUGGGAAGUCAGAGGCUUGGCUCCAAUAUUGGCUUGGAGGGCUCUGUGAGUGAGGGCUGUCCACGCAUUAUCCCUGGCUCUCUGGUUUGUAGCUGGUCCUGAGAAGGAAGACAGCUCUGCUGGCCCAGUGCCUUCCUGAUCUUCUCUCCCCUUUCCUGUCCUUCCCUCCCUUUUCUUGCUGAGUUUGCUUUUGUUUCUCAGUAGCCCAGAGAAGGGAGGAGAGUUCUCCUGUGCAGAUGGCCCAGGGCUGGUGUCCCCAAUCCAAGAGCUGUGGGCACAGAGACUUCGGCUCUUCCUAUCGCCUUGGCUUCUUCCUGAGCAAACACAAAAAAACAAAAAGGCCAGAGAAGACCACAGACUCUCUGUCACUCUCCCAGCUCCCCCACGAAGAGACCCGUGACUCCACACACCACCAGCUGCCCUUUCAGCCAGAGGGAACUGUUGCUGACACCCUCUUGUCCUUAGACGUCAUCUGCUGGGCAGCCGCCUCUCACACUCCUGUCUCCAUUUCUGACCCUCGCUUCUGGGACCCACCAGCCAACAUGCCUGUGUUCCCCCCUCAGCCAAGGGAGUGGGGCUGACCCAAACUUUAAGAGAAAACGAGGAAAAACGAACAAAUUAGAAACCAGUGGUGUUGGGGCUUUUGUUUUUAUUUUGUAAAAGUAAUGACUUCUCAUAAACUCAAUUUUUCAGACGACUGGUUAGUUCUUUUUGUUUUCUCUUGGCUGCAGUUUGGAGUUGUACAUUGUGAAAUAUCCAAAGAUGUCGAGUACUGUAUGAUCAAGAACUUGAAGCAAAUGGGUCGUGGAGGUGGGGAUGGUAGUGUUUUGUUUUGUUUCCCUUUUUUUUGGUGGGGGGGACAUUUCAGUUUCCCUGUCUGUGGGAGAACUUCGGAAUUUUUUUCUAUUUAUAACUUUUUUUUAUGUGAUUGCUUUAUGUAAAAUGACACUCAACAAGGUUUGCCUUAGUGAUUCAAGGGACAAUCUUCCAUAACUUUGGUCGCACGCUGCAUCCCGCCGAGAAAAACUCUCAGCUAAUUUUCUGGCCUAUUUAUUAAACAGUA
Messenger RNA from Mesoplodon densirostris (Blainville's beaked whale), 4738 nucleotides. It is a transcript of the gene ZBTB7C, whose product is annotated as zinc finger and BTB domain containing 7C. Gene Ontology annotation, molecular function: RNA polymerase II cis-regulatory region sequence-specific DNA binding; DNA-binding transcription factor activity, RNA polymerase II-specific; protein binding. Bases 620 to 2482 code for a protein of 620 amino acids. The record is from RefSeq and is a predicted model, not a curated record. Gene Ontology annotation, biological process: regulation of transcription by RNA polymerase II. Lineage: Eukaryota; Metazoa; Chordata; Mammalia; Artiodactyla; Ziphiidae. The transcript has 6 exons.